Messenger RNA from Venturia canescens, 2317 nucleotides. RefSeq names its product transcription factor IIEalpha (gene TfIIEalpha). The coding region runs from base 521 to 1789 and encodes 422 amino acids. Gene Ontology annotation, biological process: transcription open complex formation at RNA polymerase II promoter; transcription initiation at RNA polymerase II promoter. Lineage: Eukaryota; Metazoa; Arthropoda; Insecta; Hymenoptera; Ichneumonidae. The record is from RefSeq and is a predicted model, not a curated record. The transcript has 7 exons. Gene Ontology annotation, cellular component: transcription factor TFIIE complex.
AUAAUCUACAUAACCUUAAAAACGACGCUCCAUCAGGGAGUAAACAAGACUCGUUGAUUUUCAUUUUGUAUCUUAGACAAAAUGAGAACGAAUUGAUAUUUAAAAUUUCAAAUCUCAUCAUCUUUGCAAUCGUUAGUAUUUUUUUUUCUUAUUGUUUUUGCGGUCGAACACUUAACGUUAAUUCGGAAAUUUGAAACUUGAUCAAUCAUUAUUUUUCUAUUUUCCUUGUGGAUUUUGUGACAGUUUCUUCUAUAUUAUUUCCUUACCAUUUUUUAUAAAAUACUAUCCCGUUCUUACACUCUCAAGGAAAAAUUCGACAAUUGCGACUGCUCAAAGAAAAAAAAUAUAAAAAUUCCAAGAUCAGUGAAUCGUCAGAUUGAUAAUUGUUUUUGUUUAUAUUUUAUUGUGGUUACUCGUUCAAUGUGUCCGGUGUCUGUGCACGCAUGAAUCGUCAAAAUAUGCUGGUUACAAAAAUGUUGAUGAAAAUUCUCAGGAUCAACGAUCGUCGGCUAAGGAAAAAAUGAGUGUGGAAGAACGUUUCGUUACUGAAGUUCCUAGCAGUCUGAAACAAUUGGCUCGUCUGGUUGUGCGUGGUUUCUACACCAUCGAAGAUUCCCUCAUAGUUGAUAUGCUAGUGAGAAAUCCGUGUAUGAAGGAGGAUGAUAUCUGCGAGCUGCUCAAGUUCGAGAGAAAGAUGCUGAGGGCAAGAAUAUCGAUUCUUCGUAACGACAAAUUUAUACAGGUUCGAUUGAAAAUGGAAACGGGCACCGAUGGUAAAGCUCAAAAAGUGAAUUUUUACUUCAUUAACUACAAGACGUUUGUUAACGUUGUUAAAUACAAAUUGGAUCUCAUGAGGAAGAGGCUAGAAACGGAGGAGAGAGAUGCGACGAGCAGAGCCAGUUUCAAGUGUUCAAAUUGUCUCAAAACAUUCACAGAUCUCGAAGCAGAUCAAUUAUUCGACAUGGUAACCGGAGAAUUUCGAUGUACUUUUUGCCGCGAAGUCGUGGAGGAAGAUCAAUCCGCACUGCCAAAAAAAGAUUCGAGACUGUUGCUCGCCAAAUUCAACGAGCAACUCGAGCCACUUUAUAUCCUUUUGCGAGAAGUGGAAGGAAUCAAACUAGCCCCAGAAAUUCUCGAACCCGAGCCCGUUGAUAUAAACACGAUAAAGGGGAUCGAUUCGAGAAAACAACCGAAUAUGCGAGCACCGAGCGACCAGUGGUCCGGAGAGGCAACGAGAAGCGGUGGUUUUGCGGUGGAGGAUACUCGAGUGGACGUUACAAUCGGUGAUGAAAGUACCGAUGAUAAUGCGGCGAAUCGUCGUAAAGAGAGGCCCAUAUGGAUGAUGGAAAGUACGGUACUGAGCGCGGAUGGAACCCAUCCAGAUUCCGUCAAUACGCAAGAAAGUAUUCUCGACAAGGCUGCUUCGACCGCUACCAAUACAAUACAAAAUACGAGCAACAAGCAGGGCGAAGAUAUUAUGUCGGUUUUGCUCGCUCACGAGAAGAAAGGCGGUACUACCAAUAUUUCAAAUGCCGUUAAAACUGUUCUUCCCCAAGAAUCCAGUGACAGUAGCGACAAUGAAGAACCGAAGGAGAUGCAGACGGUUGAUGCAGGUGACGUAGAAGUUAUGGAAUCCGAGGAUGACGAAUUGGUACCCACUGUGACGGUCGGUAAUAAAACCGUGGCUAUAACCAGCGUGAAUAAUGCUCUGAUAGAAGAAAUGACACCAGCGGAGAAAGACGCGUAUAUUCAAACUUAUCAAGAAUAUUAUUCGCACAUGUACGAUUGAUGGAUCGAAAAGGAGAAGGAAAAGAAGGAGAGGAGAAAAAAGCAACGGUGCGCAAUAUCUUGUAUAGAAAUAAAGGAAGCUCGUUGUUUCUUUUUGGAAAAUUCGUGUCGACGAUUCACUUUUUAACUCCAUUUUCAAUUGUAUCGUUUCGUUCAAAUUUUAUUUCAUUCUACUAUACAGCAGUUUGACUCAACGAUACAAGGAAUUAACAGCAUUGCAUCAUCAACAAACAAUACCACAUUAUUGUGUGAUAAAUACAAGAAAUAAAUUACAACUAAUAAAAUAUAUGUCACUUCUGGUUUGACGGGAAAUAUUUUUUUUGAAUAACUUUUUUUUUCUUCAAAGAUAAUAAGACGCAUUUUAACAAAGCUUACUUGAGAUUUGCAUUUUUUUGGUAGCUCGUUCGUGCAGCGGACAAAUUUCCAUCCGACCACCACCAUCGAAUGAAAAUUAUAAAUGAGCACGACAAGGCUCGGAGUUUUCUUUUCUCAUUUUGCCAUUUUUUUUGUAUUUUUUAAUUUUUUUUUU